Molecule: messenger RNA, 1667 nt
Organism: Prorocentrum cordatum
Lineage: Eukaryota; Dinophyceae; Prorocentrales; Prorocentraceae
Source: the annotation of a GenBank genome assembly
CGAGCUGCCGUGUCCGUGCUCAAGGCCGGCCGCGAUGACAGAUCGUCCGCUUCCAGCCUCAUCAGUCCGGUUCCAGGUCCCAGACCCAGAUGACGUGGAGAACGUGCAGGCUGAACCUCUUGAGCACAGUGCAGCCCGCACAGGCACUACGACGAGAUCACCUUUGGUCGGCAGCUGGCAGCAGAGCAACCGACAUGAGGUGUUGGAUUUGCUCAAGAGGGACAUGAUCGCCGCGAAGGCUUACCAUAAGGAUCGUAGGGCUUCUCGUCGGAAGGCGGAAUUUGGAGCCAACUUACCGAUCUGGUUCAUAACGGCCAAUUGCCUGUUUGCUUGUUUUUUGGGGCUGUUAGAACUCACCUGCCAUCCGCAGUUCGAGGUUGAGGAUGCCGGCCAGGUGAAGCCCAGGCCCCGUUGGGGAGCGUACCUCACAAUGAUGAUGAUCUGGUUCUCCGUCACGCUUAUUUAUAACAAGGUCGCAGACCACCUCGUCUUUGCCCUGCUCGUCACGGUGCUCCUCGUCAGCAGCCGCAUCACCCUGGACGAGGCCCUCAGCGGCUUCGGCAAAUUUGGCCCCUGGGUACCCCAGCUGCAGGCCAUCAUUCUCAAGAGCGUCCGCGACUCGGGGCUCCUGGACUCCAUCCUGGACAGGUUCCUUGGCAAGCAGCAGGGGAGCAGCCGGUGGGCGUGUGCCAAGCUGUACUUCUCUGGCCUCACCCUCGGCACCGUCAUCGGCGGGAGCCCCGCCGUGGCUGCGGCGAGUCCCGUGGUGGCCCGCUGGGCGGAGUGCUACAGCUUCCCCCUGCGGCCCAUGCUCUACCUGCUCGUCGUCGCCGCCGCCUGCGGGAACGUCAUGCUGCUGACCAGCGCGCCGGCCUCGGUGGUCAUCGCGCAGAUGCUGUGCGGCGACCACAACCACUGCAGGCUCAGCGUCUUCUCUCCCGCGCCCCUGGCGCUCAUCGUCGCGGCGGUCCUCGGGGUGUACGCCGUCUGCGUCGGGAGGCGGCUGUCCUCGGCCAGCCCGGACCCGCCAGAGCAGCGGCUGCUCCAGCCAACCCCGAGGGUCCAGCGGCCCAGGGCACGGACCGGGUUCGACGAUGGAGUCGAGUCGAGCGUGGAGAUGACCAGCUCCUCGGAGGCCAUGUCGACGGAGCAGGCUGAGCAGGAGCUCGGGGACCGGCUGGAGCAGCUGGAGGACCCCGAGGCGCCGGAGGAGGGGGGCUGGGAGGAGCCCGAGGUGCCCGGGGACUUCGCCCGCGGCCCGGGGUCCUGGUCCUCCUACGACAGCAGCCCGCAGGCCGUGGCCACGAGCAUGGUCGCCCGCUCCUUCGGCCGGGGGCGGAGCGAGCGCCCGCGCCACGGCCCCGGCGACCUCCUGUCCUGGUGGAACCCGCGCGGCUCGGCCGCGGGCCGGGGCCUGCGCGCCUCGGCGGGCCAGCUGGCCGCGCUGCAGCUCCACUACGAGGUGGACUUCGUGGUGGUCGAGGGCUCCCGCCUGGUGGGCCACACGCCCCGCUCCGCGGGCCUGCCGUGCCAGGAGGGGCUGCUGCUGACGGCCAUCUCCCGCGCCAGCUCCUCCACGGCCGACCCGGGCCUCGCCUGCGCCUCGGCGGGCGGUGAGCAACACGUCAAGCAGUGGCGAAGCGUCCCGGCUCGUCUGCAUCCCUACC